Myzus persicae (green peach aphid) is the source of this 11398-nucleotide messenger RNA. RefSeq names its product voltage-dependent calcium channel type A subunit alpha-1 (gene cac). Gene Ontology annotation, biological process: calcium ion import across plasma membrane; chemical synaptic transmission. The record is from RefSeq and is a predicted model, not a curated record. Lineage: Eukaryota; Metazoa; Arthropoda; Insecta; Hemiptera; Aphididae. Gene Ontology annotation, molecular function: high voltage-gated calcium channel activity; calcium ion binding. Bases 778 to 6996 code for a protein of 2072 amino acids. Gene Ontology annotation, cellular component: membrane; voltage-gated calcium channel complex. The transcript has 41 exons.
UAUACAUACUAAUAUUAUGUAUAUACUAUGAUGUACGCACGCAUGAAAAUUAAAUGUAAUCGACGAAAUGUUUUCAAAUUGAAUUAAAAUCGAAACCCGUUUGGAAUAAGACCAGUGCGUUCUCUCGUCGCGAGUGUGUGCUCCCCCCCCCCUUCCGGGUCGUUUACCACAGUGCGUUUGUGAGUGCGCCCGUUCGUGUGUGUGUAUGUUGUGUGUGCGGUGCACUUGGUUCGAGCUCGUCCGCGUGUGAAUGCGAGUGCGUGUUGUGUGUACCGCCGCCGCCUCGACAGUGUACUUUCCGUCAUCGUGGUGGUAAUAUUUUAAAAAUAUUAAAAUAAUAAUCGAAUAAGAUCGUAACGACGACGACGCCGAUCGCCCCCAGACGCCGUCGCGCAAACCGGUGCGGUGCGGUGUGGUCCGGGCGUGUGGCCUGAGCUCCGCAGCCGCCGCCGCCACACACCACCGUCGUCGCACAAUCGUCAUCGGGCGCCGUAGCGAUAAGUUCGGCGCGCGGUGACGGUGAAGACGUCGACGACGACGACGACCGUAACGACGUCGUCGACGACUGCGACGACGACGACACCGCUGCGUUCCGUGUCUCCGGCGCUGUAGCUGCCGUGGCAACGGUCAAUGGACGAUAGCCGGCGCACCGGCCCGACAGGAAGAUGACCGCCGGACCCGAUGACCUCGAACUCCUAGCAAAGGUUGGCGGCGGAGAAGGAAGUAGCUGCGGCCGCGGGACGUGACUGCAUCGGGUCGGCGGGAACAUCCGCCGGCAUGGGGAGGCCGCGGUCCCACCACCAUCACCACCAUCACCACCACCAGCAGGCGGACGCGCCCCCCGGGCCGUCGUCCCUGUUCCUGUUCAGCACCGACAACCCCGUCCGCCGGUACACCAGGUUCAUCAUCGAAUGGCCUCCGUUCGAAUAUGCGGUGCUGUUAACCAUCAUAGCCAACUGCGUGGUGUUGGCUCUAGAGGAACAUCUGCCCAGGGGAGACAAGACUGUACUUGCUAAGACUUUGGAGGCAACCGAACUCGUUUUCCUAGCAAUUUUUUGCGUCGAAGCGACUCUCAAAAUAUUAGCUUUAGGUUUUUUACUGCACAGCGGCUCAUAUCUUCGUAAUAUAUGGAACAUUAUGGACUUUUUUGUAGUUGUAACAGGAUGUAUAACACAAAUACCGUCAGCGGCAAACAUGGAUCUGCGGACGCUGCGAGCGAUCCGGGUAUUGAGGCCGCUCAAAUUGGUCUCCGGAAUUCCAAGUCUGCAAGUCGUGCUGAAGUCCAUCAUCAAGGCGAUGGCUCCGCUACUCCAGAUUGGUUUAUUGGUGUUAUUUGCUAUCAUCAUAUUCGCAAUCAUCGGACUGGAGUUUUACUCCGGAGCGUUGCACAAGACUUGCUACAAGUUGGAUAAUCUGAUUGCGAUGGAAAUCGAGGGAGCGAACCCGGCGCCUUGUAACUCGGACUCGGACUCAGACGAGGGAACGAAGCCGUACAACGCGUACUUCUGUGAUAACACGACGUCCACGUGCAUAGAAAACUGGGUAGGUCCCAACUACGGGAUCACGUCGUUCGAUAACAUCGGACUGGCUAUGCUCACCGUUUUCCAAUGCAUCACUAUGGAAGGGUGGACUACCAUCUUGUACUGGAUGAACGAUGCGUACGGCGUGCUAUUCAAUUGGAUAUAUUUUGUACCACUUAUUAUUCUAGGUUCAUUUUUUAUGCUCAAUUUAGUUCUCGGUGUGCUUAGCGGAGAAUUCGCUAAAGAAAGAGAAAAAGUCGAAAACCGGCAAACGUUCUUGAAGCUACGGCGACAGCAACAGCUGGAACGCGAGCUCAAUGGUUAUGUAGACUGGAUAUGCAAAGCCGAAGAGGUCAUCCUGGCCGAAGAACGGACCACCGAUGAGGAGAGAAGACACAUUAUCGAAGCGAGAAGAAGAGCAGACAUAAAAAGGAAAAAACUGAAAACCUUGGGCAAAAGCAAAAGCACCGAAUCCGAGGAAGAGUGCGAGGAAGAAGAAGCCGAUGAAGUGCUUGGUAAAGGCAAAAAAGGUUUCCCUCGCACGCCGACGUUCAAAGACCGAAUGCGAAAAAAAGGCGUUUGCGCUUCCAUGUGGAGAGCUGAAAAACGGUUUAGGUUUUGGAUCAGACGCAUGGUAAAAGCGCAAUGGUUCUAUUGGUUCGUCAUCGUAUUAGUGUUUUUUAAUACAGUGUUCGUCGCCAUCGAACAUCACAAACAACCAGAAUACAUAACGAAUUUUGUCUUUUAUUCUGAGUACGUGUUCCUCAUGCUCUUCAUGGCCGAAAUGUUCAUCAAGAUGUACGCGCUUGGCAUACGGAUAUACUUUGAUUCCGCGUUCAACCGUUUCGAUUGCGUCGUAAUCAUGGGUUCCAUAUUCGAAGUCGUUUGGUCAGCCGUCAAAGGUGGUUCCUUCGGUCUCUCCGUGCUGAGAGCACUUCGAUUGUUACGAAUAUUCAAAGUGACAAAGUAUUGGUCUUCGUUGAGGAACCUCGUGAUAUCGUUACUCAACUCCAUGAGAUCAAUUAUAUCGUUGCUUUUCCUACUGUUCUUGUUCAUACUGAUAUUCGCACUGCUCGGUAUGCAGUUGUUCGGUGGACAGUUCAAUUUCGAGGAAGGAACGCCCCCAACAAACUUCAACACGUUCCCAAUAGCUCUGCUAACCGUGUUUCAGAUUCUUACCGGCGAAGAUUGGAACGAAGUCAUGUACCAAGGCAUUAGAAGUCAAGCACAGACUCAAGGCGGAGGGAUGAUAUACGCUUUAUACUUCAUUAUCUUAGUACUGUUUGGUAACUAUACACUGCUGAACGUGUUUUUGGCCAUUGCCGUCGACAAUUUAGCGAACGCGCAAGAAUUAACAGCUGCCGAAGAAGAACAAGAAGAAGAGGACAAAGAGAAACAACAACAAGAACUCGAGAAAGAAAUGGAAGCAUUACAAAUGAGUACUGACCCGUCCAAGAUGGAAAUGAUACCAACAUCGCCAUCGCAAAAUUCCAGUGUUUCACUUAUCAGACAUCACCGAAAACAUCAUUCGGAUGAGCCCGACAGUAAAGUAGAGGAAGAGGAAGAAGACGAAGGGCCGAAACCCAUGUUACCGUACUCGUCUAUGUUUUUGUUGUCACCUACCAACGGCAUUAGAAGAGCCGCCCAUUGGAUCGUCAAUUUGAGGUAUUUCGAUUUUUUUAUCAUGCUGAUUAUCAUAUUGAGUAGCGUGGCGUUAGCCGCCGAAGAUCCGAUAAACGACGAUUCGGAUUGGAACAAUUAUUUGGACGUAGUCGACAACGUGUUCACAGUGAUUUUUGCCAUAGAAAUGAUACUGAAGAUAAUCGAUCUGGGGGUGAUUUUACAUCCCGGUUCGUACCUUAGGGAGUUUUGGAACAUAAUGGAUGCGGUUGUGGUCAUUUGUGCGUUCGCGUCAUUCAUAUUCCAAAAAGGCGGUGGUUCCGUUGGCACGAACCUGUCGACAAUCAAGUCUCUCCGAGUGCUGCGAGUACUGCGACCGCUGAAGACCAUCAAGCGUGUGCCCAAGCUCAAAGCUGUGUUCGAUUGUGUGGUCAAUUCGCUGAAGAACGUGAUCAACAUACUUAUCGUGUACAUACUGUUUCAUUUCAUCUUUGCCGUCAUUGCUGUUCAGCUGUUCCACGGCAAGUUUUUCUACUGUAACGACAGCAGCAAGUCGGUCAACGGCACAUGCCAGGGUUAUUAUUUCAAAUACGAAGCCGGUGACACGGAAGACGUGAAUUCGCAGAAGUUCAUACCGACCUCUGAGAGGAGGGUAUGGGAUCAACAGGCCUUCUACUACGACAACGUGGCUGUGGCAAUGUUGACGCUGUUCGCCGUCCAAACGGGCGAAGGAUGGCCUCAGGUGUUGCAAAAUUCGAUAGCGGCUACGGAAGAGGACCACGGACCCAUACCGAAUUACCACAUCGAGAGGUCGUUGUUCUACAUAAUUUAUUUUAUCGUGUUUCCUUUCUUCUUCGUCAACAUAUUCGUUGCGUUGAUCAUCAUUACGUUUCAAGAACAGGGAGAGGCCGAACUACAAGAUGGAGAAAUUGAUAAAAACCAGAAAUCGUGUAUAGAUUUUACCAUACAAGCGAGACCGCUGGAGAGGUACAUGCCGAAAGACAGGAACAGCAUGAAAUACAAGAUAUGGCGGCUGGUAGUGUCGACACCGUUCGAAUAUUUCAUCAUGAUACUCAUCGUCUUGAACACGCUGUUACUUAUGAUGAAGUUUUAUCAACAAAAAAAAUCCUACAAGACUGCUCUACAUUACAUGAACAUGGUGUUUACUGGCAUGUUUACCAUUGAGUGCGUGCUCAAAAUUUUGGCGUUUGGAGUCAGGAAUUUUUUUAAAGAUCCAUGGAAUAUUUUCGACUUUAUCACGGUCAUUGGAAGUAUCGUGGACGCGCUGGUCAUCGAAUUUGGGGAACGCCUCGUAUAUGUGUACCGAACUGUGUUCGAGAAAGAUAUAGACACACCCAUACUACCAAAACUGCUGUUCGGAGAAGUUGUGGAGGAAAACUUAAUAAACGUCGGAUUUCUACGUCUUUUCCGGGCCGCAAGACUGAUAAAACUGCUCCGGCAAGGGUACACGAUACGGAUAUUGCUCUGGACGUUCGUCCAGUCGUUCAAAGCUCUGCCAUACGUGUGCCUGCUGAUCGGCAUGUUGUUCUUCAUAUACGCCAUCAUCGGGAUGCAGAUUUUCGGCAACAUUGAGCUGAACCCCAACACGGAAAUAAACAGGCACAACAAUUUCCAAACGUUUGUCCAGGGUCUAAUGCUAUUGUUUCGAUGCGCCACGGGCGAAGCGUGGCCGUCGAUCAUGUUGUCGUGUAAUCACGGGAAAAUGUGCGAGGCUGGUGCCAAGAAGUUGGACAACGAUUGCGGUUCGAACAUGGCGUACAUGUAUUUUGUGUCGUUCAUAUUUUUCUGCUCGUUUCUGAUGUUGAACUUGUUCGUGGCAGUUAUCAUGGACAACUUUGAUUACCUGACUAGAGACUCGUCGAUUCUGGGUGCCCAUCAUCUGGAUGAAUUCGUUCGGAUCUGGGCGGAAUACGACCCAAACGCAACGGGAAAGAUACACUAUACCGAAAUGUACGAUAUGCUCAAAAACAUCGAUCCGCCAUUGGGUUUCGGCAACAAAUGUCCCAACCGUUUGGCUUACAAGAAACUCAUCCGGAUGAACAUGCCGGUCGACCAGGAUGGCAAGGUGCAGUUCACCACAACGCUGUUUGCGCUCAUCCGAGAAAACCUGAGCAUAAAGAUGCGAUGUGCCGAAGAGAUGGACCAGGCGGACGAGGAAUUGAGAGAGACCAUCAGACACAUAUGGCCGUUACAGGCCAGAAAGAUUUUGGACCUGCUCAUUCCGAAAAGCGAUUGUCUGAACGCCGGAAAACUGACGGUAGGCAAGAUAUACGCGGGUCUGUUGAUUUUAGAGAGCUGGAAGUCCACCAGAUUCGGUCAGGUCGAAUCGUCAAAUCCACAGGACAUUGCAGAACAUAGUUCCCCAGAGCCGCACUCAUCAUUCUUCACGUGCCUGAUGGAGGCCGCCGGUGCGACAAAUUGGAACGCGGAACGCGGACAGGACGAGGACGAAAACAGCUGUUUGCUGACCAGGAACAACUCCAGGAGCAGGUCUAAAAAGCGGUAUAUAACGCAAUCCAAACGUUUGAGGAGGAGACGUGGCGAUAUUUUAGAAAAGGUGAUGGAGCUGACGGACGUGGUGAUUUCAUCGCGGAGGCCGUCCGAAGAUUCCAACUCAGACGGACAACAGCCCCAGCACCAGGGUAUGCACUUACAUCCCGGUUACAGGCAGCAGAGAUCUCGAUCGCCGAGCAUACGUAGAGAGCGUCAUACUCCGUCGCCAAUCAGGAGAUACCAUCAACAAUCUCACCACUACCAUCACCACAGUCAUCAUCCGCACGAGAUCGGCUUCAGCGACACUGUGUCCAACGUCGUCGAGAUCGUCAAACAGCUGGAUCAUCGUCGUCAUCCUAGAGGUUCUUGGUCGGCGUCCACGAGUCCAGUCCGGUCACCCAGUCCGGACAGGUCGGAGAGCGGCCGCACGUACUACGGCACCACCAGCUUGGACCAGCGGUCACGUUCCCCUUCUCCGGUGUCGACGAACGGCAGUGGCCGGCACCAGCACCACCACCAGCAACAGCAGCAACACCACCAUCAGCAGCAGCAGCAGCAGCAGCAGCAGCAGCAACAACAACACCAUCAGCAGCAGCAUCACGGAGGAGGCGGCGGCGGUGGGGCAUCGGCUUCGUCGUCCGCCGCCGCCGGGCCGACGUCGUCGAGACAGCAACAACAGCACCAGCAACCCGCGCCGCCGCCGUCGUCGUCGUCGUCCGUGUCUCACCACGGGCCGCACCAGCCGUCGCAGUCGCUGUUGGGCGGCGGCGGCCACGCGACCUCCGUGUCGGCCAUGAUGACUGGAGCGGCCGCGGCGUCGGCGGCCGCGGCGGCCAUGACGAUGCCGCCGCCGUCCGUGCUGGUCAACAGCAGUUACCCCGUGCUGGCCGUGGCCAGUUACAACAGGCGCCGGUUGCCGCCCACGCCCAACAAACCGUCGUCGCUGCAGCUCCGGCCGCCGCACCACUCGGCCUCGAUAAAUUUCCCGAAGCUGAACGCGUCGCCGACGCGCAACCAACCGGCGGCGCUGCCCAAACCUCCGCCCGCGGCCGCGUCGUCCACGUCCACGGCCGCGGCCGUGGCCAGGCAGAGUAUGGCCAUGACGGCCAUGCCCCCGCUCAGCUUCGAGCAAGCCAUGUCGAUCGGCCGCAGCGGCCGGCUGCUGCCGUCGCCGGUGCGCAACGGGUACGCGUCGUCGUCGUCCAAGCAGCAACAACCGUCGUCGGUGUCCGCGAUCAGGCGGCAAAAGAGCGGCGGCGGCGGCGGCGGCGGUGGCGGCAGCGGCAGCGGUGGCCGGGUGAGCAGCCGGCACAGCGAUUCGGACGAGGACGACUGGUGCUAACCCUUGCUGUCUGGUAGUGGCCGUCGCCGCCGCCAUAGCAGCAGCAGCAGCAGCAGCAGCGACGACGACGACAGUAGACUUUUCUGCAGAAGCCGCCAACGACGGCCGCCGCGACGACGGAAAACGACGCUCGUCGGAUCGUUUCGGUCGCCAGCGCCGCGAUCGCCGCGACCGACGAUCGCUGUCGCGUCGUCCUCGUCUUCUUCGUCGUCGCUGUUGGACUACUCCUCGCGCUCUGUUGCGCCGCUGUUGCCGCCGCCGCUGGACAAGCAGCAGUAGCCGCCGCUGCCACCGCCCAAAUUUAUAAAUAUUAACAUAUAUUAUUAUUAUUAUUAUUAUUAUUAUUAUUAUUACCUAAUUAUUAUUAUUAUUAUUAUUAAUAACUAUUUCCGAACUAAAAAAAAAAAAGAAAAACACACGGCUCGUUGUUUUGCGCGUAUACUCUCGUCGUUUUUUUCGUUUUGAAUUUUUUUAAAUAUUGAUUUUUUAACGUACGCGUGCAUUCUCAUCUCGACGGUGUGCGUAACAAUUUGUUAAGAAGUCGAUAAAAUAUGAUAUUAUAUUAUAUUAUAUUUAGUGGAUAAAUAAUAUUGUAUUUCCGCAAAGUGUUGGUUUUGUUUUUUUUUUUGGUUUUAUAAUCUCAUGAACGUAUUUUUAUCAUAACAUACAAAACAAUAAUAAUAAUUGUAUUACAAUCGUCUCGCAGUUUCCGUAUAUUCAGAUUAUAACAUUUUAAAAUAAUAAUAAUAUGUUCAUGUGUAGGUACAUAAUAUACGUUUAUAUUAUAUGCAUACAUUUUUUUUUAUGGCCGGACAUUCCCUUCUUUUCACUCAGUCGUCCCUAAAACCGUACAGCAACCCUCUUACCCACACGAAUGCCACCCAUCACAAUAUUACGUAUAAUGAAACUCACCGUCGUCGUGUUCACCCACACACCCACACAUCACAAGCGUCUCUUAUUAUAUUAUUAUUAUUAUUAUUAUUAUUAUUAUUAUUAUUAUUAUUACAAUUAUUAUCAUGAUGUCGUGUCUCGUUCUAUAUCGCUCUACACUUUACAAUCAUAAUAAUAUAUAACACACAAACAAACACACACACACACACACUCACACUCACACAACAAUAUCGAAUUAUAUUAAAUUAUUAUUAUCGAUCUGUUGAACUAAAAUAAUGAAAUUAUAAAAAACUAAAUAAUAAUUAUCAUUGUAAAUAACAUACCCCCAAUCCACGCGAAUAAAAACUAACUGUAUACAAUAUUAUAUUAUGAAUAUUAUUGUUAUUGCUUAUUUCGUCGCCUUACAAGUAUUAUGUAAAUUAUGAAACGCGUUACAAUUAAUAAUAUAUGAGAUAAAUAUAUAUUUUUUUUUUAAAUAUUCCGCCUCUACAUUCGCGUAAUAAAAUUAUGUUUAUACAUUUUCUUUUUUAAACUAUCUCUACACACCGUUAUGAUUACGACCUUAUACGUAAUAUUUUGGAAUAAAUCGAUUGCAUCUCCCCCUCCACUCGAUAUCGAUUGUUGUAACCUAACCUAAGGUACCUUCUGUACGUUUCGUGGUCCUCACACUUUCGAUACCUAACAAUCUUAACGUUUUCAAAUAAUUUAUUAACAUAUAUACUCUCAAUGCACCAAAAUAAUAAUAAUAUUUCAUAUAUAGGUAGCUGCAACGCGAAAAUUUACUCUCGUUGUUUUCCCAAUAAACGUUUUGGAAAAACUACGAGUAUAAGAUCACGACUGGUGGCUUUUUUCGGCAACAAAUUUCAAUGACCUAACAGAUUUCAAAUUUUUUUUCUCGGAAUUGCGCAAUCAAAGGUCACCCGACCUGUUUUUUGUGAUCUUAUCGUCCGUGAUCGUAUUAUUUUCUUAACAUUUCAUUCACGUCAUAAUAUUAUUAAAAUUGUAUGGGUAUGCGUUGUGUAUGUGAACGAUGGUACAUAUAAUAACAAGAUGUGUUACCCACAUAAAAUAAAGAACUUCGUUCAAUCCUUUAACAUUUUUAUUUUAGUUUUUAAAAAUUCCUCAUGUUCUGCUGAAUAAAAAUAUAUUGUGCAUAAACGGGUUGCCAGCGUACCUCCGUUACAUAGUGAUCAUAAUAUUAUGUUCAUUGUACAAAAUAUCGCUUAUCAUUUUUGGUACAUAGGUGGUAUAGCUAUUAUAUCGGCUACCGCGGUGAGCUGUAAUAACAUUGUAAUGUCAAUUUUCCGGAAAUUCGAAACAAACAGGACGAGACACGUCUUCUUCUCUGCAGUAUCUAUGAUUAUGACGACAAGGGGAUGUCCGCAACAUUGUUUUCGAAAUCGCAUAGAAAAUAGAAAAAAAAACACUUUUUCUCGUCUCAUCGCAGAACGGAGAAAGCGAUAAACAAUAGUAAUUUAUUUGAAAACUCUCAUAUUAUAUUAAUAUUGUACGACACGAUAUACGCCAUAUACACGGUUGUUGGUAUUCACGAUUUGAGGUUCGAAUUUUCCGAACUGUUUGAGACGUCGGAUUUCAUCGGCAGCUGUACGUUAUUCAUCUUAAUCCGAAUUUCGCUUUGCCUAAAAGUACAAAAAGCGCUAAUCUCGGCAAUACGCGUUUUCGUUUUCACCCGUUUCGUUUACAAUACAUUACAACAAUAAUUUAUAGGUACCCAUUAUAAUCAUUAUCACAUGAAAACGCUUUCGUAGACACAGGUUUCAAAAUCGUCGCGAAUUUCUCUAAUCAUAUUUUGUGUGUGUGUAUGUUUAAUUACCGCAUGAUAUAAUGCUAUAUUUCAUGGUUUCUUCGUUUUGUACUUUUGGAGCGUUUAUUAUGAUGUUGUUCAGUAUACUCUAUGUAAUAUUAAAACUAUUAUUAUUAUUAUUAUUAUUAUUAUAUUAUAAAAUAUUAUGCGACCUUAAGUUGCGUGCAAUCGCGUAGGCAACUAUGUUGUACAUUAUAUUAUUACGUUUUGUUAUAUAUUCCGUGUUUCUUUUUGUACAAUAAUAUUGUUCCGUUUCGUUUAUUUUUUUUUUUUGUCAAUCGUUUCAUCUCGUGCGGUUCGGAAACGUAGGUUUUAUAAACCAUAAUAUACUCGUAAUAAUAUAUUUCUCGUACAUAUUGUUUCUAAAUAUUUUCAAUUAUUACAUUUGUUUGUUACCUCUCCUCGUCCAUAGUUAUCCACACACACACACACACACACACACACACACACACACACACACACACAUACACACGUACACAAAACAACAUACACUGGUUUAUCAGAUAAAUACGACAUAUAUAUAGGCGCUGAUUUAAGCAAAGAGCCACCUACUACAAUUUACGAAUAGGUAUGGGUACUCGUUUGAAUGACAUGGUUUUAUUUCGGACAUGAUUGGACACAGCCUAAAGCAUAAAAUGUUAUAAUGAUGAUAUUUUAUGUACCUAUUGUUAAAAGUGAAGUCAUACUUUAAUCGUACAUAAUAAUUAACAUACGACAAUAUUGUAUUAUUGUCGUCAAACUCGCAAACAUCCCCUGUAUGAAUAAUUAGAAGUAUUAUGGAUAAUUAAUUUUAAUCAAUUCUGCAGAGAACAUAAUAAUAUUGUCAUAUUAGUACCUCGGUGGUUUCAAUUGAAUUUCUCACCAAUUUCUUUCACUUGUUGUAUACAGUUAGACGUGUAGACGUGAUUUCGAGCACGGAUCACCCCUCGUACCCCUGGCCUCGUAGGCCUUAAGCCCUAUACCUACUCGUAUGUACCUACUAUGUACAAUGCCAAAGUGCAUACCAGAAACGAUGUUUUCUGCAGAAAGGAUACAUGUCCAUAACUUAAAUUUAUUAAUUUAAAAACAAUUGUAAAACUUUUUUUUACAAAUUAAUGAAAUUUUCAAGUGAUUUACAUAAAUACAGAGUCGACAAUUUUAAAUAGUUUACAUUAACAUUUCAUAAGUUGUUUAGUUUUUCAUCAUUCCUGAAAAAAUUAGGAAAAGUGGACCUGUCCCCUUUCUGCAGUUAACGAUUCAAGUACCUAACCUGCAAAACUCAUGACCUAAUAGUAUAGUAACAUAACAUCGUGUGUGUGUAUGUUUUGAAAACCGAUUAAUCGAAUUAGAACUUUUGAGUAGUAUUCCCAAAAAAGAUUUUUCAUCGAUUUCAGACCACGUACGCGAUAGGCCGAGUAUAUAAUAUUGUAUUAUAUUAAACACGUAAAUAUUAAAUAAAAAAAUAGACAUGAUAGUAUAAUAAUGUUACGUUAUAUUAUUAUGAUGUAUAUUUUGUCCCGAUCUUUCUCUCUCGUCGUCCUCUCUUUAUCUUUCUCUCUUUAACCAUCUAUAAUAUCUAUUCACCGUCUAUAUUUAUAUUUUAUCUCUGUAUUUGUGAAUAAAAUGACUUUGUACAUAGUAUAGGUUUUGUUUAAUUGUUAAUUUAAUUUUUUUUUUUUAAUAAAUACGAUUUUUAAAAAAAAAAUU